This is a messenger RNA of Otolemur garnettii (small-eared galago), 2632 nucleotides long. RefSeq names its product RB transcriptional corepressor like 1 (gene RBL1). The transcript has 18 exons. The annotation marks the transcript as partial. Gene Ontology annotation, molecular function: RNA polymerase II transcription regulatory region sequence-specific DNA binding. Gene Ontology annotation, cellular component: transcription regulator complex; nucleus; chromatin. Gene Ontology annotation, biological process: negative regulation of G1/S transition of mitotic cell cycle; cell differentiation; regulation of transcription by RNA polymerase II. NCBI's taxonomy places the organism in Eukaryota, Metazoa, Chordata, Mammalia, Primates, Galagidae. The record is from RefSeq and is a predicted model, not a curated record.
GUUGGAGUCUGUGGUGCGCCGCCCGCAGGACCUGAGGGGAUGUUGGAGGACGAGCCCCACGUCGAGGGGGCGGCGGUGGUAGUCGCAGCCGGGGAGGCGCUGCAGGCUCUGUGCCAGGAGCUGAACCUGGACGAAGGGAGCGCGGCCGAAGCCCUGGACGACUUCACCGCCAUACGGGGCAACUACAGCCUAGAGGGAGAAGUUAUACACUGGUUGGCAUGUUCAUUGUAUGUUGCAUGCCGCAAAAGCAUAAUUCCCACAGUUGGAAAGGGUAUCAUGGAAGGAAACUGUGUUUCACUUACUAGAAUACUCCGUUCAGCUAAAUUAAGUUUAAUACAGUUUUUUAGUAAAAUGAAGAAAUGGAUGGACAUGUCAAACCUGCCACAAGAAUUCCGUGAACGUAUAGAAAGGCUAGAGAGAAAUUUUGAAGUGUCUACUGUAAUUUUCAAAAAGUUUGUGCCAAUUUUUUUAGAUAUAUUUCAAAAUCCAUAUGAAGAACCAACAAAGUUACCACGAAGCAGGAAACAAAGGAGGAUUCCUUGCACUGUAAAGGAUCUCUUUAAUUUCUGUUGGACACUGUUUGUAUAUACUAAGGGUAAUUUUCGUAUGAUUGGGGAUGAUUUAGUAAACUCUUAUCAUUUACUUCUGUGCUGCUUGGAUCUGAUUUUUGCCAAUGCCAUUAUGUGCCCUAAUAGACAAGACUUGUUAAAUCCAUCCUUUAAAGGUUUACCAUCUGAUUUCAAUACUGCUGACUUUAAAGCUUCUGAAGAGCCUCCCUGCAUCAUUGCUGUACUGUGUGAACUGCAUGAUGGACUUCUGGUAGAAGCAAAAGGAAUAAAAGAGCACUACUUUAAGCCAUAUAUUUCAAAACUUUUUGAUAAGAAGAUUUUAAAAGGAGAAUGCCUCCUGGACCUUUCUAGUUUUGCUGAUAAUAGCAAAGCAGUGAACAAAGAGUAUGAAGAGUAUGUUUUAACUGUUGGUGAUUUUGACGAAAGGAUCUUUUUGGGAGCAGAUGCAGAAGAAGAAAUUGGAACCCCUCAAAAGUUCACUGGUGAUACCACAUUAGGGAAGCUAGCAACUCAGGCUAAUGUGGAGUAUAACCUUCAACAACACUUUGAAAAAAAAAGAUCGUUUGCACCUUCUACUCCACUGACAGGACGGCGUUAUUUACGAGAAAAAGAAGCAGUCAUUACUCCUGUUGCAUCAGCCACUCAAAGUGUAAGCCGGUUACAGAGUAUUGUGGCUGGGUUGAAAAAUGCACCAAGUGAACAACUUAUAAAUAUUUUUGAAUCUUGUAUACGUAAUCCAUUGGAAAACAUUAUGAAAAUCGUGAAAGGAAUAGGAGAGACUUUCUGCCAACACUACACUCAGUCAACAGAUGAACAGCCAGGAUCUCACAUAGAUUUUGCUGUAAACAGACUAAAGCUGGCAGAAAUUUUGUAUUAUAAAAUAUUGGAGACUGUAAUGGUUCAGGAAACUCGAAGACUCCAUGGAAUGGACAUGUCAGUUCUGUUAGAGCAAGAUAUAUUUCAUCGUUCCUUGAUGGCUUGUUGUUUGGAAAUUGUGCUCUUUGCCUAUAGCUCACCUCGAACAUUUCCUUGGAUUAUUGAAGUUCUCAAUUUGCAACCAUUUUACUUUUAUAAGGUUAUUGAGGUGGUGAUUCGUUCAGAGGAGGGUCUCUCAAGGGACAUGGUGAAACAUUUGAACAGCAUUGAAGAACAGAUUUUGGAGAGUUUAGCAUGGAGUCACGAUUCUGCACUGUGGGAGGCUCUCCAGGCUUCUACAAACAAAGUUCCUACUUGUGAAGAAGUGAAUAUGCAACCAUUGUCUCCAAUUUCUGUCCAUGAACGCUACAGCUCUCCUACAGCAGGGAGUGCUAAAAGAAGACUUUUUGGAGAGGACCCCCCAAAGGAUAUGCUUAUGGACAAGAUCAUAACAGAAGGAACAAAAUUAAAAAUUGCUUCUUCUUCAAGCAUUGCUACAGAAAAUAUAUCAAUUUUACCUGGACAAACUCUUCUAACAAUGGCCACAGCCACAGUAACAGGGACAACAGGACAUAAAGUUACAAUUCCAUUGCAUGGUGUUGCAAAUGAUGCUGGAGAGAUCACACUGUUACCUAUCUCCAUGAAUACAACUCGGGAGUCCAAAGUCAAGAGUCCUGUAUCACUUACUACUCAAUCGUUAAUUGGCUCUUCUCCCAAACCGACCCAUCUAACUAAAGCACAAGAGGUACAUCCAACUGUAAUAAGCAAGCCAAAGAGAACUGGGUCUUUAGCACUGUUUUACAGAAAGGUAUAUCAUUUGGCGAGUGCACGCUUACGUGAUCUAUGUUUAAAACUGGAUGUUUCAAAUGAGUUACGAAGGAAGAUAUGGACGUGCUUUGAAUUCACUUUAGUUCAUUGUCCUGAUCUAAUGAAAGACAGGCACUUGGAUCAGCUCCUCCUCUGUGCCUUUUAUAUCAUGGCAAAGGUAACAAAAGAAGAAAGAACUUUUCAAGAAAUAAUGAAAAGUUAUAGAAAUCAGCCCCAAGCUAAUAGUCACGUAUACAGAAGUGUUCUGUUGAAAAGUAUUCCAAGAGAAGUUGUGGCAUACAAUAAAAAGAUAAAUGGUGAUUUUGAAAUGAUAGAUUGUG